UAAAAACGCUCUCAUUGAGUUUGUCCCAUCAAGCAAUAAAGAGAGAUAUGGUGUGUAUCUAGGAGAAGAUCAGAUAGAUAACGGCAGCAGAUCACCAGAUGGAUAACGGCAGCAAUCCACCAACCAUGCAUUUUCCAAUGAGCAUUAAUCAAAUUGAAUUGCUCAAUGGAUUAAAUUUCAAGAAGUGGAAGGGAGACAUAGAACUCAACCUAGGUAUACUAGACUUUGACCAUGUGUUGAGAGAGGAUCCACCAGCAGGACUGACUGCUAAUGCAUCUAAGGAGGCCAAAGACAGGUAUUCACAGUGGCAUAGGUACAACAAGAUGGCACUGAUCUGUAUGAAAAAGAGCAUGACUGAUGCUGUGAAGGGAGGCAUUCCAGAUUCUGAAUUUGCAAAAGUUUAUUUCAAUUCCAUUGCUAAGAAGUACAAAGUUUCUGACAAAGCUGAAAUUAGCACCCUGAUGAAUGCACUAACGGGAAUGAAGUUCACUGGACAUGGAAGUAUAAGGGAGUAUAUAAUGAAAGGGAUAGUUAUUGCUGGAAAAUUGAAAGGCCUGAACAUGAAUAUUGAUGAUCCUUUUCUGGUGCACAUGUUGCUGAACUCUUUCCCAGAUCAAUACAGUCACUUGAAAAGCCUUUACAACACACAUAAAGAAAAAUGGAGCCUACAUGAAUUGAUUUCCAUUUGUGUGCAGGAGGAAGAUGAAAUGAUCAAGAGGGGAAAAACAGUCAACGUCAAUUAUGUUGCAAAGCCAAAAGUUAAGAAAAAUUUUGGCAACAAGAACUUUAAGGCCAAAUAA
This is a messenger RNA of Rosa chinensis, 800 nucleotides long. RefSeq lists its product as uncharacterized. The record is from RefSeq and is a predicted model, not a curated record. The transcript has 3 exons. Lineage: Eukaryota; Viridiplantae; Streptophyta; Magnoliopsida; Rosales; Rosaceae. Bases 99 to 800 code for a protein of 233 amino acids.